Molecule: messenger RNA, 2047 nt
Organism: Rana temporaria (common frog)
Lineage: Eukaryota; Metazoa; Chordata; Amphibia; Anura; Ranidae
Product: band 4.1-like protein 4B
Exons: 10
Coding region: 499-1347 (282 amino acids)
Source: RefSeq, a predicted model, not a curated record
GUUCAUCUAAUGUAAAAUCCCAAGCAUAAUAUUUGUUUGCUUUGAAUAGAUUAAAGAAUAAUUACCCAUUCCAAUUUGUUUAUUGCUGUAUGUGUUCCCAUUGAGAAAUGUUCUAACUCUUCCCUGCUGUAUACAAAACUAGUGAAGUUAGAUGUUUAUUUUUUCAAUGACUAGCUCAUUUGUGCCCUCAGAAACCAUACUUAGUACUUGUGUUUUGUUAUCAGGUAUCCAUUGUCACCAGGAAUUAAAAGCAGUGAUCUUCAUAUAUUCAACUUUGAAGAAAAUGGAGGGACCCGUUAUACAUCAAAAGCAUCCAGUAGACAUAACCACCAUCAUCAACAUCAUCACCAUCACACUCACUCCUCCUAUGGACACCUUGUCACUGAUAGUAAAGAUAAAGUUUCUGGAGGUACCAGUACAAGCAAUGUGCCUUCUGGAAUUCCCAUUCUUUUUGAAGAUGCUUCAGGGCUCAAAAAAACAGAUGUUGAAUCAAGUAAGAUGGCUUCCCCAUGGAAACCUUUGCACAUCAUUGUGAGCAAGAGUGAAGACCAGAAAGCAUAUGAAAAGCCGCUCCACUCUCCACUAUCUCCUCCUUCAUCUUUACCUGAACACAUAAAAUGCAACAUACUUAAAGCACAGAUGGACACUGCUUACAGAGGGGCGCCUCAGGUUGGUAAAGAAGAGACAUGUGUUUUUGACUUCAGUAAGAGUCCAAGCCUCCAGGACACUAAUGUAAGGAGUCCAGCAUCUACCCGUACUGAGAGUAUACAGUCUACUGGAUCAUCCUCAAGCAAAAAAGAAACCCGACCACCAAGAUUAAAAAAGUUGACAAGGCAAUAUAGUUUUAAUCAUAGUGAUGAAGAUGAUCUUCCCCCAGCAUUGGCUGCAGUAGCUGCCGAAUCUGCUGCAGAGCAGAGAGCUGCCCUUCUCCUGGCUUCCAGUGGAAAUUCUCAGGCUUCCUCAGUUGAGAAGAGUCCUAGUAAAGCAAACAGCUCAUUCACAUUAGAGCCAGGUGACCUUCUGAUGGAUUUCACAGAAGCCACACCGAUGAUAAAGGCAUAUCCCGCUGACCCAUCUAGUUCAUUUUUUGACCCCUUUACAACAAUGCAACCAUAUCCUGUAGAUUUAUUAGAGACUCCAAUGCAACAGUACGCCUCUGCACAGCCAUCUCCAAAAAGAAUGUCACCGGCAAUUCACCUAGUGCCAUCCAGACAAUUGAAGAACCAAGCACAAGCAAUGCAGGGAGCUUAUUCAUCACACAUUUCUUUAGUGGACAGUUCGGAGGUACGCAGACGCGAGCUUGAAAGAGAGAAAAUGAUGAAAAGACUUUUGAUGACAGAACUGUGAAUUUCUUCAUCAUCAGAGCACUGGACUCGGGUCUUUCGAGUGCCUUCUGUCACUUUACAUUCCACUGUGUUAUUUAGGAAGGCAAAUGUCUCCUACUGCAUUGGAAAUAAUGGGCCAAAACUAGUGAUCUAGACUACAGUUAGUUAAAACCAACAUAUUGCAUGUAAAAAGUAAAAUUAUAGUGUUUUAUCUUGUACAAUGUUUAUUAUUUGUAAAUAAUUUAAGAGAUUAACAAUAUACAGAAUAUUUUAAUAGCUUAAAAAUGAUUUUAUUAUCCUACACAGCUAAAUAUUUUUCAAUAAGGUCAUCUUUGACAUGUCUCAUGAAAAGUUGAGUGAAUGAUUCAGUGAUGGGGCACGAUUAUUUUAAUUCAUCCAGAAAUUGUUCAUAUACAUUGCUGUAUUCUGUGCCUAUGUAAAAUAUGUAUAACUAUUUAUAGAAAAGAUAUUGAUGAUUUUGAUGCAACAAGGCCAGUUAUGACUUUAAGAGGACCUUUCCAUAGCUGCCGAAAUUUUGCUUUAAAAUCAUUCAUAAACUAAAAAGCUAUUUCCUAAUGUGCACACCUGUACAAAUGUGAAUUCCUGCUACAAAACCAAUAAUCACAUGUAAUAUGAAGUAACCUAGCCUUUGGCUGCAAGUGGGGUGAAGUGCUUAUGUUGCAGGCCAAUUACAGGCACUCAGUGCUAACUUUAGUCAAUAA